GGAGCAGGUUUGGCGUGGAGGUUUUUAAAUGGUUUUGGAGCAGUAUUGAUUUUUAAUUUUUGGAAAAAAAAAAUUAAUUGCCGAAACCCGGGAUCGAACCGGGGACAUUUAGAUCUUCAGUCUAACGCUCUCCCAGCUGAGCUAUUUCGGCGUUGAAGUUGUUAAAAAAAGAGAUAUGAUUUGUACGCCAACGCAUAUGUCAACAUAAAAGAUUAAAUGGGAGUCGAUGGAUUAGUAAUGAAGGUUCAAUUGUGGCGAUGAAAUCCGAUUGAUCAAUCACUGUUUGGUGAUUCUCAUCAGUCGCGUUGGACUUUCUCCAGUCAGCUGAGUCAUAAUGGCGUGCAAACCAGCGGCCACGAGUGCAAAUAAUUAACUGGAAUUUCGAGGCGAACGAACGGUGAAAUUUGCAGGAUUAAAGAUUGCUCAGUGAAUUUUACCUGUGGUAGAGGAGAUUACAGCCAGGUACGUGUCAAUCAUCACGUCUGCUCCAAAAUGAUGGACAGAUUUCGGAGCAUAAGGGGAGAAGUAUAUUUUUGUGGUAACAGUCAAGAUCAAUGUCAAUGCUGACAUUAUUUAAAAAAACAAUAAAGAUGCAGCAAGCAAUGCUACGCUGCAAUGGUGUUCCUACCCAAGUAAUAACCGAGGGUCGUUGGGUUGAAGAGGGUCUAUCACCAAACGGCCACAAAGACGUAGUACUGGUCAUCCCGGGUAAUCCCGGAAUUCCAACUUUUUACACUGGUUUUAUUAAAGCCCUGAAAUCGUGCUUACCUACUGAGACACCAGUGUGGGUGUUGGGCCACGCUGGACAUGUACUACCACCGAAGAUGCUGAGUUUUUCGUCUGAAGAGGAUGCACAAUGUCGGGCAUUCUCACUCCAAGGCCAGAUUGAGCACAAGGUGGCGUUUGCCAAGGAAUACAUUCCAAAAGAUGCGAGGGUACAUCUUGUCGGACAUUCCAUUGGUGCUUGGCUUAUUCUUAAACUUUUAGAGGAUGAGGAAUUUGCCAAAAGAGUUGUUAAAUGUUAUUUGUUGUUCCCGACAAUUGAAUAUAUGGCUGAAACUCGUAGUGGAAUUUUCUUCACCAACAUCUUGCUGAGGCUUGCUCCAUUACUAUUUUUUCUGGCCUGGAUUUUUACAUUCUUCCCCACGAUCAUACGAAAUUUUCUCGUAAGAAUUUUCGGCGUCUUAUUUGUGGGUUUCGGCAGUCAAUCAGUGCAGCCAGUGCUCCAAUUGAUCGAGCCAGAGGUCCUUAAACGCGUCUUCCUGAUGGCAAAGGAGGAGAUGCAGCAAGUGCGAGAAAUGGACCACGAAAUAGUCUCGAAAUACAGUGAUAAAUUGUGGUUGUACUAUGGAGCAACUGACGGUUGGACUCCAGUGCGAUAUUAUGAUCGUCUCAAAGUCAAACAUCCUCAUGUGGACGCUCAACUUUGCAAACGGGGUUUCCGACACGCCUUCGUGCUAUCGAACGAAAAAGACGUCGGUAAAAUGGUUGGAGAUCUCAUAAAUGAGACUAUUCAUUGAUGAAUUUUUAAUUGUCUACAGAAUUAAACAAAUGUUGCUGUUAAUUUUGAUAAAUAAAUAGUUGGGCCCGGCUGGUUGUUCAAAAAAAAUGAAAUAUAUUUAUUGAAUAUAGUGUUCCAAAUCCCCUCGUCUUCCAGAACAAUGAAAAAUUAAUGCGACUAAUUCUAGAUUUUCUGCUUGUCCUUCUUAGCUUGCUCGGCAAGUGCCUCCAAUCGAUCGUGCUCUUUGAUUAGUGCUGUCACUUCAGCUGCUGGCAGAAUUCUCGUAACUGUCUUACCAUUUUCCCGAGUGAGUGUCGCCAUUUCCACUGAGCGAAUAACAAAAUAUUGUGAAUAAUAAAUAAUUAAUUAUUGAUUAAGUUGUAUUUAGAUACUACAUUAAAGGAAUGGAUCAGGAAAUAUUCAUUUCGAAAAGCUCUGUGUUUAGAUUAUGGAAUAAGGUCAGAUGUAAGAAAGUGUUUUUCUGAAGUUAUUG
Molecule: messenger RNA, 1994 nt
Organism: Diachasmimorpha longicaudata
Lineage: Eukaryota; Metazoa; Arthropoda; Insecta; Hymenoptera; Braconidae
Gene: sturkopf
Product: lipid droplet-associated hydrolase
Exons: 4
Coding region: 555-1520 (321 amino acids)
Biological process (GO): lipid storage
Cellular component (GO): lipid droplet
Molecular function (GO): lipase activity
Source: RefSeq, a predicted model, not a curated record